Molecule: messenger RNA, 3365 nt
Organism: Erinaceus europaeus (western European hedgehog)
Lineage: Eukaryota; Metazoa; Chordata; Mammalia; Eulipotyphla; Erinaceidae
Gene: PNPLA8
Product: patatin like phospholipase domain containing 8
Exons: 10
Coding region: 228-2579 (783 amino acids)
Biological process (GO): arachidonate metabolic process
Cellular component (GO): membrane
Source: RefSeq, a predicted model, not a curated record
GGUGGAGGGGGGGUGUUGCCCCCGGCUGUUGGCCUUCUGCGGGUAUUGGAAGCCUGGCUGGUGCCCGCUGGCCGGAGUAGACAUCAGGAGACAUCGGGGCGAGGAACAGGGCGUCCUCAGUGCCGACCUGCGUCCCGGUAAGACCAUGAAUUAUGGCAUUUCUUAAAUGAAGCAUUGAGGAAUGAAGUGAAAGUCAUAACAUAUAGAAAAUAAGUGAUUUUUAAGUUAUGUCUGUUAAUUUGACUAUAGAUGUAUAUAUUUACCUCCUUAGUAAUGCAAGAAAUCUUUGUGGAAAGCAGAGAAACAAACAGCUGCAUUUCUUGUGCUCAUCUAAAUAUUACUGGAGGAUAAGCCAUAUCAGUCUUCAAAGAGGUUUUCAUACAAGCAAAAUAAGAUGUAAAUGGAUCAAAAGUGAAGCAUAUUCAUGUAGUAAGAACUGUUACUCACCAAGAAACCAUGCUUUACAUAUUGGAAUUUUGAAACUUAGUACUUCUACUCCCAAGGGACUUACAAAAGUGAACAUUCGUAUGUCCCGUAUUAAAAGUACUUUGAACUCUGUUUCAAAGGCUGUUUUUGGCAAUGAGAAUGAAAUGAUCUCACGUUUAGCACAAUUUAAGCCAAGUUUCCAAAUAUUAAGAAAAGUAUCAGAUAGUGACUGGUUAAAACAGAAAAAUGUUAAACAAAGUAUUGAUUCUCUGAAAAAAUAUAGUGAGAAAUCUGCAGGAAAGAGUUCUCUUUCAGAAAAGGAAAGUCACAUUGCAGAUAAAGGUGAAGAUAUAAGUAAUCGAAGCCCUUUCCGCUACACAAACAAUUUAACCACAAAAUUUGGAGAAUCAUUCUGUUAUUUAUCAACUCAUAUUAAUUCAUACUUCAAACGUGAGGGGAAAAUGUCUGAAAAGAAGGAAACUAAGCAUACCCAGAAUAAAUUAGAACUUGAAGAUAAAAAAGUUGAAGAGAAAUCCAAUUCUCUAGAUCCUGAUGUCCUGGUUGAUAAGAAAGUAGACUCAGUACCUUCUUUACAUACUGUGGACAAGCCUGAAAGUUCCAGUAGGAUACCUGAAGUUCUUCCAGUUUCUACCAAACAGAGUAUUGCCAACUUUCUUUCUCGCCCCACUGAAGGAGUACAGGCUUUAGUAGGCGGCUAUAUUGGUGGACUUGUCCCCAAGUUAAAGUAUGAUUCAAAGCCUCAACCAGAAGAACAGGAAGAGACUGACAAAGCAGAGCAAGCUGUCAGCAAAGACAAAAAAACAGAGGAGAAAAAGCGCUUAUCCCUUCAACGAGAAAAGAUUAUUGCAAGAGUGAGCAUUGACAAUAGAACCCGGGCAUUAGUUCAGGCAUUAAGAAGAACAACUGACCCAAAGCUCUGCAUAAAUAGGGUUGAAGAACUUACUUUCCAUCUUCUUGAAUUUCCUGAAGGAAAAGGGGUGGCUGUCAAGGAAAAAAUAAUUCCAUAUCUACUACGAUUGAGGCAAAUUCGAGAUGAAACUCUUCAGGCUGCGGUUAGAGAAAUUUUGGCAUUAAUCGGUUAUGUGGACCCCGUGAAAGGAAGAGGAAUACGAAUUCUCACAAUCGAUGGUGGAGGAACAAGGGGUGUGGUUGCUCUUCAGACUCUACGAAAAUUAGUUGAACUUACUCAGAAACCAGUUCAUCAGCUUUUUGACUACAUUUGUGGUGUAAGCACAGGUGCUAUUUUAGCAUUCAUGUUGGGAUUAUUUCAUAUGCCCUUGGACCAGUGUGAAGAGCUUUAUCGGAAGUUGGGAUCAGAUGUUUUUUCACAGAAUGUCAUUGUUGGAACUGUCAAAAUGAGUUGGAGCCAUGCAUUUUAUGAUAGUCAAACGUGGGAAAACAUUCUUAAGGAUAGAAUGGGAUCAUCACUGAUGAUAGAAACAGCAAGAAACCCCACAUGUCCUAAGGUAGCUGCAGUAAGUACCAUAGUAAACAGAGGGAUAACUCCAAAAGCUUUUGUGUUCAGAAACUAUGGUCAUUUUCCUGGAAUAAACUCUCACUACUUAGGAGGCUGUCAGUAUAAAAUGUGGCAGGCGAUUCGAGCCUCAUCUGCUGCUCCAGGCUACUUUGCAGAGUAUGCAUUGGGAAAUGACCUUCAUCAAGAUGGAGGAUUACUUCUGAAUAAUCCUUCGGCAUUAGCAAUACAUGAGUGUAAAUGCCUUUGGCCAGAUGUUCCAUUGGAGUGCAUAGUAUCCCUGGGCACUGGACGUUAUGAGAGUGAUGUGAGAAACAAUGUGACACAAACAAGCUUGAAAACCAAGCUGUCUAAUGUUAUCAACAGUGCUACAGAUACAGAAGAAGUCCAUGUAAUGCUUGAUGGUCUGUUGCCACCUGACACCUAUUUUAGAUUCAAUCCUGUAAUGUGUGAAAACAUACCUCUAGAUGAAAGUCGAAAUGAAAAACUGGAUCAGCUCCAGCUGGAAGGAUCGAUGUACAUAGAAAGAAAUGAAGAAAAAAUGAAAAAGCUUGCGAAAAUAUUAAGUCAAGAAAAAACAACUCUGCAGAAAAUUAAUGACUGGAUAAAACUAAAAACUGACAUGUAUGAAGGUCUUCCAUUCUUUUCAAAAUUGUGAUGAAUAUAUACAUAUAUUACAUAUAUUUUAAAUCAAGUAAUGUUCAGAAGGCCCACAGAAUUCAUUGAGAAAAUUUGAGGUUCAGCAUGGAUUACCUCUGAAAUGCUUGUGUAUUCUGGGGACUCCUGAUAAAGGAUGGUUUGGGGUCUAGCUUACACAUCACAAAGAGCAUGCUGAGUUACAAAAUUCACAUGGGAAUUAGGUUUUUAUGAUGUUAAUAAUUAACUAAACUUUAGGAAUAUUGUAUUUGUUGGUUUUUAGUAGAUAUUGGUGUUAUAUUGUUUGAUAUUUGAAAAUGUAUUAAUAUAUGUGCCAAGCAAGAACUAAAAAUUAUAAUAGUACUUGAAGUUUGCUUUAAUCACCAUAAUCAUGUUGAAAUUGUUUGCCCAUUGAUUUUCUUAUGAAAAUCCACAGGACUGGAAAGCUAAUUUCUUCUUAAAUGUACAUCACUUAUAUGUUUUUCACUGGCUACAUUCUAAAUCUUAAUGUUGCUUUUAACUAUAAUAUCAUAAACAGAUGCAGAGAAAUGACAUUUUCUCAGUCAACAGACUUUUACAUUUGAAAUAUGAAAGAACAAGAUAGUUUUCUACACAAAAUAUGUUUAUUUGAACAGUGUUUGAUUCAUAAGUAGCUAAAUUUAUAACUAUACUUUCCUUCUGAAAUUUUAAAAUAAUGUUGUAUGUUAAGGUUUCUAGCUGUUAGAAAUUUAUUACUUGAAUUCAUGGAGAAGAUAUCCCUACCAUUAACAAAAAUAAAAUGCUGAAACAAUGUGUUGUUAAAAGUUAA